GCCAGCGAGAGAACCAAUUCAAUUUCUAUAUGUAUAUAUUGUUGAAUGGAGGGCGCUGGAUUGAGAGCACUUUACUUUGAAAAGCCACCAACUAGCUCCUAAAUUCGCCACGUUUCUCUUCUUUUGUAGGAGUUUUCCAUUGACGUGGCAACCAUUCGCCACCUUUUUAACUGAAUAAAUACCCCCUUUGUGUCUACCCCGCUCUGCUCUCUACCUUCAUUCCCACCCCCUCUUUCUAAUUCCUCUUCCCUCAGGCAUAAAAGCAAACACUUACCAUACAAUACUUCAUUUCCAAUCUCUCUCUCUCUCUCUCUCAGUCCUCUCUAGCAAGUCAGGGAAAUAAUGCCUAUGUUUGAUGCUGUCGAAUCCACUACCCAUGGCGACUCAUUGGAGGGCUCAGAUCAAUUCACUGGUUUUCCUCGAGAUACUCGUGAUCUCCCAUCUUUAAUGUUGUCUUCUUGUUAUCCUAUUACUCUCAGGUUCGUCGACGUGUGUUAUAGGUUGAAAAUCGAGAAGAGGCAAAAGGGCAGCAGAAGUAAUAUCAGAAGGAUUUUAGGUCAUGGACCCACCCAUGAUCAGUCUAAUCAGACGUCAAUGGCUAUGAUUCAAGAGCGUACGAUCUUGAAUGGGAUCACUGGCAUGGUUUCACCUGGAGAAAUCCUGGCCAUUCUUGGUCCUUCUGGGAGCGGCAAGUCAACGCUCCUCAAUGCGCUUGCAGGUAGACUCCAAGGACCUGGCUUCACUGGAACUAUACUCGCCAACAACAAAAAGCCGUGCAAACAAACAUUGAAACGCACCGGUUUUGUUACUCAGGACGAUGUCCUCUACCCUCACCUCAGCGUCCGCGAAACCCUAAUUUUUUGCUCUUUACUUCGCUUGCCAAAAUCUCUGUCCAAGAAAGAGAAGACCUUGGUGGCUGAGUCUGUGAUAUCCGAGUUGGGUUUAACGAAAUGCGAGAACACAAUCAUUGGGAACAGUUUUAUACGUGGGGUCUCUGGUGGCGAAAGAAAAAGAGUGAGUAUAGCUCAUGAGAUGCUCAUAAACCCUAGUUUGCUCAUUCUUGAUGAACCCACGUCGGGUUUGGAUUCCACCGCCGCUCACCGUCUGGUCUUGACAUUGAAUUCUCUGGCGCAGAAGGGAAAAACAAUCGUUACUUCCAUGCAUCAACCUUCUAGCCGAGUUUACCAUAUGUUUAACUCAGUGUUGGUGUUGAGCGAGGGAAGGUGUUUGUAUUUUGGCAAAGGAAGUGAGUCCAUGGCUUAUUUUGAGUCGGUUGGGUUCUCGCCGUCUUUUCCCAUGAAUCCUGCUGAUUUUCUCCUUGAUCUCGCUAAUGGUGUUUGCCAACUUGAUGGUGUAAGCGAAAGGGAUAAGCCAAACAUAAAGCAAUCCCUAAUUGCCUCUUACAACAGUAUGCUAGCCCCAAAAGUAAAAGCUACCUGUAUGGAGACCACCAUCACUUCAACAGAAGAAACAAAUCUAAUUGGAAGCCAUUCUUCCAAAGGAAGUAGAUGCUGCAGCAGAAUUGGCUUUGCCUCUUGGUUUAACCAAUUCAGCAUUCUUCUUCAAAGAAGCCUCAAAGAAAGAAAACACGAGUCCUUCAAUACUCUUAGAGUGUUCCAAGUAAUCACAGCUGCAUUAUUAGCUGGUCUAAUGUGGUGGCACUCAGAUUUUCGAGACAUUCAAGAUCGAUUAGGUCUCCUCUUCUUCAUGUCAAUCUUCUGGGGAGUCUUCCCUUCUUUUAACGCAGUGUUUGCCUUUCCACAAGAAAGAGUUAUCUUCAUGAAGGAAAGGGCCUCGGGUAUGUACACUCUUUCUUCUUAUUUCAUGUCGCGAAUAGUUGGAGACUUACCAAUGGAGCUCAUUCUCCCCACAAUUUUUCUGACUGUGGCCUAUUGGAUGGCUGGAUUAAAACCCGAAUUGGUCGCGUUCCUCUUGACUCUGCUGGUUCUGCUCGGCUAUGUGCUCGUCUCUCAGGGGCUUGGCCUGGCAUUAGGUGCAGUUAUAAUGGAUGCUAAGCAAGCUUCAACUAUAGUAACAGUAACGAUGCUAGCAUUUGUUCUAACAGGAGGAUUUUAUGUGCAUAAGGUACCAUCUUGUAUGGCUUGGAUCAAGUACAUUUCAACUACAUAUUACAGCUAUAGGCUGCUUAUUAGCGUUCAGUAUGGUGAAGGGAGACAACUUUCAUCGUUGUUGGGUUGCUCCCACCAUGGAAUUAGUGACAAAGCAAGCUGCAAGUUCCUGGAAGAAGAUGUUGGAGGGCAGAUUAGCCCUGGAAUUUGUGUCGGUGUUCUAAUAUUGAUGUUUGUGGGGUAUAGAUUAUUGGCUUACCUCGCAUUAAGGAGGAUCAAAGCUUGAAUAUUUGUGUUAUUUAACCAAAAGGGUACUUGUUCUUCUGCAGAUAUAUCAUCAUAGGCCUCUUCUAACUGUAAUUCUUGAAAUGAAGCAAGAAAGGAGUUUCUUCAUGCUUGGUGUAGAUGCUGAUGAAUGAGCCGCUUUGUUUGUAGUUGCAGAGAAUUGGAUUCACACUAACUGUAUAUGAAAAAAAGAAAGAAAAAGAAAAGGAUAUUUGAGACAAGUUUGAGGCUAUUAAAUGUAUAAAAUCUAGCCAGAAAGCAAAGUCCUUCGUAAUUGUACCUUGUUAUAAUUAAUUAUUACUUGCUAAAUUUUCAAUUCAAACCACUUGUUCAUUGU
Hevea brasiliensis (rubber tree) is the source of this 2691-nucleotide messenger RNA. RefSeq names its product ABC transporter G family member 25. The coding region runs from base 343 to 2355 and encodes 670 amino acids. Gene Ontology annotation, molecular function: ABC-type transporter activity; ATP binding; ATP hydrolysis activity. The transcript has 3 exons. NCBI's taxonomy places the organism in Eukaryota, Viridiplantae, Streptophyta, Magnoliopsida, Malpighiales, Euphorbiaceae. The record is from RefSeq and is a predicted model, not a curated record. Gene Ontology annotation, cellular component: membrane.